Molecule: messenger RNA, 1305 nt
Organism: Marmota flaviventris (yellow-bellied marmot)
Lineage: Eukaryota; Metazoa; Chordata; Mammalia; Rodentia; Sciuridae
Gene: Ccdc166
Product: coiled-coil domain containing 166
Source: RefSeq, a predicted model, not a curated record
AUGGCGCCCAAGAAGAAGCGCGUGACGAGCUUAGGGCGCCGACUGGGUGAAGGUGCAGAGCCGCAGGGGUCGGAACGCGCGCAGUACCUACAGCGCGAGUACACGUUGCUCUCGGAGCAGCUGGACGCCUGCGAGGGGCGCGUGGACCAGGUGCUACCGGAAAACAUGUUCCUGGACCGCGAGGCAGGGCGCUUGCGCGAAGAGAAUCGGUUUUACGCCAGUUUUGUAAACACACGCGCGCAGCGCUGUGCCAACGCCGUCCUGCGGCUAGACGAGCAGAACCGCGUGGACCUGGGACAGAUCCAUUGGGAGCGGUCAGAACUAGCGUCGCUGUACCAGGGGCGCGAGGAUGGGGUGCGUGCGCAGCUGCUGGAGAUGCAGGCGCGUGCAGCGCAGAUGGCGCAGCAGGUGCAGGAGCUGCAGCCUUACAAGGAGCUGCAGCUGGAGCAGCUGGCAAGGAUCCGGACGCUGGAGCGCGAGCUGCUGCACAUGCGCGUGGAGCACACGCAGCUGCUCCACCGCGUGAAGCGGCGCUUUUUGGAGGAAAAGGCAGCCUGCGAGCGUGAGGCUCGCCAGCGUGUGCAGUCUCUGGGCCGGCGCGCGGAGCGGGAGGCGACGCGCGCGCUCGUCACACAUACGCAGGCCGUCAAAGCAGACAAUGGGCGCCUGAGGCAGGAGCUGUUGCGGCUUCUCGGCAGGGCCCAGCUGCUGCACAAUCUGCGGCACCAGCGGCUUCAGCAGCGUGAGCAGCUGCGUCGCGAGCACGAGGAUACGCGGGACCUGGCGCGCGUGCACGGCUGGCUGCGCAGGGGCCCCGACGGCCCGCCGCUCUGGCAGCCGCCGGUCUCUUCCCAAACCACCUCGCGCCCAGAAUCAAACGCCCCCCCGUCCAUGUCCUGUGCGCUUUCUCGCGUAUCAUCGUUGGUCCCUUCGCUGGCCACUUCGAAGGCAGGGUUAGAGGCCUUUUCCCUAACAGUGACGCGCCGGGACUCCCGGGUUCCGUCCUUGACCCCGUCGCGCCCGGGCUCCCGGGUCUCGUCCUUGGUCCCGUCGCGUCCCAGUUCCCGGGUCGCAUCUCUGACCCUGUCGUCAGCGAGCUCCAGGACCUUGUCGCUGGCGAGGUCACAUGAGGGGUCUCGGAUCUCUACGCACUCCUCCUUGCCUGCGGCCUCACGGGACACUCUCCCCUCAGCAAAGUUCAACCCCAAGCUUCCCUCCAGUCGGUUCCGGGACCCCCCUCCUCCCACCUCACAGUCGGAGAAUGCGGAUGCCGACGCGGCAUCCGCAGGCGCCGGGCGAGACUGA